This is a messenger RNA of Hypanus sabinus (Atlantic stingray), 9643 nucleotides long. It is a transcript of the gene rapgef1a, whose product is annotated as Rap guanine nucleotide exchange factor (GEF) 1a. The transcript has 27 exons. Bases 264 to 3971 code for a protein of 1235 amino acids. The record is from RefSeq and is a predicted model, not a curated record. Gene Ontology annotation, molecular function: guanyl-nucleotide exchange factor activity. Lineage: Eukaryota; Metazoa; Chordata; Chondrichthyes; Myliobatiformes; Dasyatidae. Gene Ontology annotation, biological process: Ras protein signal transduction; positive regulation of GTPase activity. Gene Ontology annotation, cellular component: plasma membrane.
CCUCCUCACAGGCUUUUCUUUUUAAAAGUCCUUCGCUGUUGGCGCCGUCCUCCCGUUGCUGGGGAUUUCUGGGCUGGGCUUGAGAAAGCGAGUGUGCGAGGAGGGAGGGUGAGAGAGGAGCGGAGCGGGGUGAAGGGAGGGAGAUCGGGAGCCACCUCAGCUCGGACGGACAAGCGGAGACAUAGCGGCCGAGCAUGGACAUCAUGGGGAUCGAAUGAGCGCUGUUUCUGCCCCUCAGGAGAGCCACAGGCUGGAGUCGGGAAAUGUCCGGCAAGCUGGAGAAACAAGAUUCCCAACGCUCCCACCUGAGCUCAUUCACCAUGAAGUUAAAAGACAAAUUUCAUUCACCAAAAAUAAAACGAACUCCCUCAAAAAAGGGAAAACCAGUAGAAACAACUGUUAAGACCACUACAGAAAAGCCUCCAAAUAAGACUUUAAAUCGGCUAGAGGAACAAGAAAAGGAAGUAGUCAGUGCACUGCGGUAUUUUAAAACCAUUGUCGAUAAAAUGGUAAUUGAUAAAAAAGUACUGGAGAUGUUGUCUGGUUCAGCCAGCAAAGUCUUAGAGGCCAUCUUGCCAUUAGUACAAGUGGACCAACGCAUUCAACAAAGCUCUGCCAUCACAUCCUGUUUAAAUCAGGUGUAUCAAAGCCUGGCCAAUCUGAUUCGCUGGUCUGAUCGGGUAAUGCUAGAAGGUGUGAAUCUAGAUGAAAAAGAAAUGGUGAAUGCGAUGAUUAAGGCAGUGCUCGAUGGAGUGAAGGAGCUUGUGAAACUGACAAUAGAGAAACAAGAGCAGCCAUCCCCCACCUCUCCAGUGAAACCCAUCCAGCCAACAGCUAAAACUGACAGUGUAACAGAGCUUCCCUUGACUGACCGUGAAAAGGAGAUUUUAACAAAAACUACUCCAAUGACAAGAUCGCUGGAGGCAUUUUCAGACUCUGCGGAUGGGGAAUGUGCUCCACCAAAGCCACCACUGCCUGGUAUUCGUAUCAUGGAGCAUGGCAGUCCUGGUUCUUCAGUUUUACCACCUCUACCGCCCAAAAAGAGACAGUCUGCACCCUCACCAACCAGAGUGGCAGUAGUGUGUCCUAUGAGUCGAACUACCAGUGGUUCUAGUAUACCUAAUACCAGGCAGGAGUUUGACAGUUUGGAUUGUUAUUUGCAAAGGCGGCUGUCUGGUGGCAGCCACUCCUAUAGUGGAGAAUCACCAAGGGUAUCUCCCUGUAACAGCAUAGGAAAGCUGAGCAAAUCGGAUGAACAGCUGUCUUCACUGGACAACGAUAGUGGACAGUGUUCACAGAACACAAGUUGUGAAACACUUGAUAAUCCAGAAAAUUAUGAUCCCGAUUAUGAUUUCCUGCAUCAGGAUCUUUCGAAUGUUGAUCAGAAUUCGCAACACAUUUCAGGCAUGCUAAGCCCAUUACCAGAGUCAGCAGUAGAAUCCAGUUCACCUCUUCCUGGGCAAACAUUUACUUCACAAGGAGUGCCUGACUGGCGGCUGGGGCCACAGACUAAUGCUUCACAAAUGCAAAUACCACCGGCAUUACCAGAGAAGAAACGCAAGAGUGUUGGUUCAUCAGAGAGUUCAGGAUCUAGGGUUUCUUAUGAGAGAUUUCCUUCACAGUAUGACAAUAUUUCAGAGGAAGAAAUGCAGAAUUCUGCUGUGCCAACAGUGCAAUACCCUCCAUUUGCUGUAGUUUCACCGAGGCAACAAGGAGUUCCAUCAAUGUCAGUUGGAUUCCAGGAUAUUGAUGUUUCAGAAAUGGCAGGAGUACCUGAGAAGCCACCUCCGCUCCCAGAAAAAAAGGCCAGGCACAUCCUUGCAUACAUGCAAUUUGUGGAAGAUUAUUCUGAGCCACAGCCUCACGUUUUUUAUCAGACACCACAGAAUGAACAUAUAUAUGAGCAGCGGAACAAACGGUUUCAGGAAGUCUAUGGAUUCAAUGACUCCUUCAGCAGCACUGAUUCAUCACUAGAGAUUCUGCCUCCUCCAGCUCUGCCACCCAAACAAAGACAACUGGCAUCCUAUGCUGCUGCAUCAUCUUCUUCCUAUUCUUCAUCCUCCUCAUUCUCCUCCUCAUUUUCUUUGUCCUCCUCCUCUUUCUACCUUCAGCAGUCGAAAGCCCUUGUCCUGCCUGAGGACGCCAAUACUGCUACCAGUAUCAGCAUGUCCGUCUCCAAUUCCUUCCUGAGUCGUCACAACUCCUUAUCUUCAUCUUCGUUCAAGUCGGUUUUUAGAUCCUAUUCGCAGGACUUUGUUCCUCACCAUCAUACCUCUGCAUCUCCUUCUCUUUGCACUAUUUCCUCCCACUUUCCAGUUGUGCAUCAAUCAAGGAGCUCCGAUCUAACCUUGCCAGGCUCAGCAGGCAUAGUGAAAGCUACGGAACUGCUGGACCGCUCUCAUGACAAUGCAAAGCCUGUUCCUGUCUGCCUUCCUCCUGCAUCUGCUUUUCCCACCUCUCUCCAAACUACUUCGAGCGAGAGCAAUAGUGAGGAUGCUGGUGAGGGUGAAUACGUUAAUCUGUAUUCAUCCAGCCAAACCAAUGGAGACCUCUCUCACCCUGAAGCAGAAAUACCGAUGUGUGCUGAUACUGAGCCUGUAGACUCUCCUAACGAAGAAGAGCUCCUUCACAAUGAUUUUUCAAAAUCAACUAAUAUAAAGGAAAACCAAGAUAGAAGUGACAGGCGAACAGAUGCACAGAAUUUAUCUGACUUGGAUCAAAAUGAUGAAAUGGAUGAAUUAUCCCUCAUAAAUCAUGAUGAAAUUAUGGCUCGAUUGACACUGAAACAAGAGGGAGAAGAUGGUCCAGAGGUACGAGGAGGCUCAGUAGAUAUUCUCAUAGUGCAUGCAACUGAGACAGAUCGUAAAGAUUUAGUCCUUUACUGUGAGGCAUUCCUGACGACCUAUCGGACAUUCAUUCCACCCGAGGACAUCAUCAAGAAACUACACCAUCGUUAUGAGAAGUUUUGCCACUGUCCUGACACAUUCAAAAAACGGGUGAGCAAGAAUACAUUCUUCGUUUUGGUACGAGUGGUGGAUGAACUCUGUUUGGUAGAGCUAUCGGAUGACAUCCUGAAGUUGCUAAUGGAACUUGUGUUCCGUUUAGUAUGUAGUGGUGAACUGAGUCUGGCCCGAGUUCUAAGAAAGAAUAUUCUGGAUAAAGUAGAUCAGAAGAAGACGGUGAAAUACUCUGGUUUGAUGAAGCCAUUGGCUGCACGUGGGGUAGCAGCAAGGCCUGGAACCCUUCAUGACUUCCACAGCCAUGAGAUUGCUGAACAGUUGACGCUGCUAGAUGCUGAGCUGUUCUACAAGAUAGAGAUUCCUGAGGUUUUACUCUGGGCCAAAGAACAGAAUGAAGAAAAGAGUCCGAACCUAACACAGUUUACAGAGCACUUCAACAAUAUGUCCUAUUGGGUGAGGUCAAUAAUUAUUCAGCAGGAAAAGGCACAAGAUCGCGAACGGUUACUCCUCAAGUUUAUCAAAAUCAUGAAGCACUUACGCAAACUGAAUAAUUUUAAUUCAUACCUGGCUAUAUUGUCUGCAUUGGACUCAGCACCUAUCCGGAGGCUAGAAUGGCAGAAGCAGACUUCAGAGGGCCUGGCUGAAUACUGCACACUCAUUGAUAGCUCCUCUUCAUUUCGAGCAUAUCGUGCUGCUUUGGCAGAGGUGGAACCACCCUGUAUACCUUACCUAGGUCUUAUACUACAAGACCUGACAUUUGUUCACCUUGGCAACCCAGAUCUAAUUGACGGAAAGAUCAACUUUUCUAAACGAUGGCAGCAGUUUAAUAUCUUGGAUAGUAUGCGACGUUUCCAACAAAUUCAUUAUGAACUAAAACGCAUCGAUGACAUUGUUAUGUUCUUCAAUGAUUUUGGAGACCAUCUUGCAGAGGAAGCACUGUGGGAACUCUCAUUAAAAAUCAAACCACGUAAUAUUCAACGACGGAAAACGGAGCGGGAGGAAAAAACCUAGGAUUUAACCAUGGAGGCUUGAUCUUAGAUGGCAGCUAAUGAACCCCAUUAAGUGACUUGCUUUAUGUAACUGAGCUACAGAGAAUGGUUCAUGCCAUGGUGCUACACCUUAAGAGCUUCGUUUCAGAAAGAGCAUAAAACGGGUGGCAGCACUCUAGGGAAAUGUUCCAAGUUUAAUGCCAUUGCCUGCAUUCAGUUUCCUUUCCUACCAUUGUGCCAAGCUGUUUCAAGUGUCCAUCAUUGGACCCACUCAUACAGCUCAAAUUUAUCUAGCAUACCCAGACUGACCCGCAGGUAAACUCUGCUUUGGAGACUGAGAUUUUUGGGUAUAAAGGUACGGCAGUUCACUCAUUGGUAGUGGACUUGUCUAUAGAAUAACAAAUAGUGGUACUAGCAAUUGCACAGAAAACCUUAAAGUAUAAUUCUGUACUGUAGGAGAAAGACUGGCUCACUGUAAAUAAUAGAUGUCUAGUUUGAUGUGUUGUAUUGGAUUUUUUUUUGCAUGUGUAUUGUAUGACUGAAUGCCAGUAAUUCAAGUUUUGAUUGGGAGUGGGAGGGGUGAAUGGUGCAAGCUAAUUAGAAAGCAGACUCUGAAGUGUUUUGGACAGGAUGGUAUUCAAAGGGCAAGGGGUGGCUCCUAGUUGUUCCAUAGCUUCAGAUAAAAGAUAAUCAAAUGCAUCAGAUGCUAUUUCACCUUUCCUGCAUGGACUCUCCUUUUUAAGGUCUAAACAUUUUUAAGGACUAUCUCAGUUCAUUGCUGGAAUCUGAGCUGCAUUUAAAAUAAUAACUAAAAGUUGGAAUUUGUCUGGAGUUUCUGUAUAUAGUGAGUCCACAAAUUAAUUCUUUUAACCCUUCAAAUAGUCAAUGAACUUGCUUUAGUUGUCAGGUCUUACUGUUAGUCAUGGAUGCUACAAUGCAGAAUGUCACCUUUACUUGCUUUGAAUUGUUAGCCAUCAAGCUAUUAAUGUUGUCCAAGUUUGCACGUCUGCAAAGGAAGCAUACCAUGCUUGUUUAUUUGCAGUAAUCAUUGGAUAAGCCUGAAGUGAUGUUAUACCUUCUAGCAUUUAGGGUGUUGAAAAGUGGUCCUCAAUAAUAUUUGGCAUGAGUCCAGAUAAGGUCAUGCUUAGAAAUCCAACAUAAAACCCCAAAGUACAGAAAUUUACUGGUUGUUUUCAACGCUACUGAUUCUAUUAUUGGAUAGGAUUAGCCUUUAGUUCAUCUAUCAACAGCAGACUUGAAAUGUGCUAAAUGAUUGUUGAUAGAGAAAUGGGGAUGAUAGAGUUUGGUUCUUCCUGAACCAAACAGGUGUCAAAAUUUUCAGCACAGUUGUUGCUGUAGUCCUUGUUCUUUAGCAGAUGAUUUGGUUUUAAAAUGUCCAAGUCAUUCUUGAUAACUUGAAGUAUGAACACAAAAAUCAUUUGAACUAUCUAGUAAUAAAUUAAUGUCAGAAGUUCUUGGAAUUUCAGUAAGAAGGUUAAAAGUCCUGGCCAAAAUUAUUUCCUUAUAAAUCUGUGCUUCUCAAAUGUUGUCUACAAUGACAAUGGUAAUUUCAACUUGAUUAAGAAUAUUAAUUAGGGCUUUAAUUUCUUUAACAAAUUGUAGAUAGUAACUUUCUUUUUAACUGAAUCAUGGAAAAUUCAGAAGAGGCUAGUUCAAAGAUAAGUGUUGCCACUUCCCUAUUGAUGAAUCAUAAAAUAUAGUUUGAUCAGAGGAUAAUUUUCUUCUAUUUGCAACUCUCUUUAGGAGAAGAUUGGAUCUAAAUAGUGAUGAUAAAGUGUGAGCAAUCAAAUAUGUCCCAGGUUAUCAAUACUAGCCAUAUUUUGUCUGAAUUUCAGUUGGUAACAGUAGCUUUGCAUUCAGAUAUUUUAUAGGCAUUGAAAUUAAGACAUUAGCACGGGUCUUCAUUCUCAUCUCCGCUAUGUCUUUGUUAUCAUAAGAGAUCUCUGGGGUAGUAAGUGCUCUGUGGGGAGGGGGAGGAUGAAGAGAGGGAAGAAGAUAGCGGUUUUCAUCCACUUCCAGCAGCAGUUGUUGAGAAACAUUAAACUUUGGUUUUCAAACACUGCCAAUUGAGGUUACUUGCUGUUCUAGCCAAGAUGCAUCUUUGCACUGAGUAAUCCCACUGCUUGCCCCAACCUUCAAUCUUUUCACCCCAAGCCAGUACAUGUUGGGGAUUAGUGUUGAGUUCCUGCCAAAGCAACAAGGAAGGCAGGGGUUCAUUAAGUUUCUGCCACAGCAUGCAGUUAGGCAUGUUUUUUUCCCUCCCUAAGUAAAGGGUUCAGCCUGAAAUACCAAGGGUGCUGUAAUGAAUGGUCACUUUGAAGGAUAGCACUAACUAGAAUACCAGUAUUUGGACAUUGUAAAUAACUUUUUUUUAAAGAACAUGAAUUCAUACAUAAGCCAGGUUUUGUUUUAUUUUUGUGAUAGACACUGAGAUUUUAAAUAGGCUUGUGAUAUCUGGCUUGCAGGUUGAAUGAUUGUGCAAAGUGAAGAAUCAGUUUUUGUGUUGUUUUGUAUCUAUAGAUCAGCCUUAAGCCUUUUUAUUUAACAAAUUCUGUACACCAUUGAUCCUAGACUAGGAAGAAUUGGAAAGGUUAGCAAUUCAUUCAGUUUUCUAUUUUUAAUUAAUUUUGUACAGUUUUUUUACCAUGGUGUGGUUUUUAGUUUUCUGUAGCUGCAGUCUAUCAGCUGUAGAAAAUGGACUUACCAUUUCCUGUUUACUUGAGCAUGAGGUAAUGUCAAUAUAGUAUUUUACUGUAUUUUUAAUUGUGCUAAUAUUACUAUUGAAAAUGCUGCCCCUUUCUGACACCACUCCUUAUGCUUCUUCUUUAGUUCCCCACGUUUGCUCCCAGUAUUAUGACCUCCCCUUCCUGCUUUUAGUCAUUGUUUUCUGUUGACAUUUCUUUUAUUUGUUUAUUUCUGUUUUAUCACUCAGCUCUUUCUAUUAAGGAUUCCCCAUGGUGAACUAAACACUCUCCACCACUUUGUCAUGCCUGAUUCAUUAAAGCACCAUUGGGCUGCAAUUGAUAGAUACUAUAAAAAUGGUCUAGUCCACACCUUGAAAAUCAUGUACAAUUCUGUUCUUACCCGGGGACAGAUAUUCCGUCUAUGGAGGGAGUGCAGUGCAGGUUCACUAGCUUAAUUUCUUUGACUGAUAGGAUCAGUGGUGAGGAUGCCCUUUGGUCUGAGAGGGUGGAUGCACAGUUGAUGUUUCUGCUAGUUGAUAACUGGUGAGGGUUAGUCAUAAAAUAAGCAUUCAGCUGUUUGUGACUUUGAGAAACGUCUGUAGAAACUUGGAGGAUCAGUCACCAGUGUUCAAGCUGAAGUAUUUGGCUUGUUGGAUCAUGAGGGAAUGGGGUUAGUGCAGGAAAGUAGCAUGAGCUAAAUGAUUAGUCAUGACCUUAUUGGAAGAGUAGAGUGAACAUGAGGGCUAAAUGCUUAACUUGUGUUGAUUCUUUAAACUUAUGUAUUUCAUAAUUCCCUGAUACAGUAUUUCAGGCCAUACUCCAGCUUUUAUUAGAUAAGUUCCAAUCUUUACUCUUGAACAGUGAAAACCAGUAGUAAUUCAGUGGUAUGUAGUGCUGGUAUUUCAAGACAUGAAAUUACUUCUACUCUUGCGCACCUUUUCAAUUAACUGAAUGCGAAGCUGCCUUUUUAAAUGUAUUAAUUAUUUUGGGAGGCGGGUCUAGGCAUCAGAUUUUCCCAUUCCUAAUUACUUUUGAGAAGUUGCUGGAGAGUAUUCAUGCUCGCAAUUUCUGCCUUGCAAAUUGUGGAGAGGCUUUGGGAUGUCACUUGCUGUGUAGAGUGCCUACCCUCUGUCCUAUUCUUGUAGCCAUAGUAUUUCAUUAAAAUUCUGAACUAAUGGCAUGGACUGUCAUAGUUAGAUUGUUAAGACUCUCAUUGGAGAUGGUCAUUGCCCAGCAUUCCCGUGGCACAGUGGCCUUCCUUGCUGCAGGCACGAACUGCUUCACUUGAAAUUGUGCAAUGGACAGUAUACAUCCCCCCGCCCCUGCCCGACCUUGUGCUGUUUAGGAAAAAUCUUAAGUUUAUAACAGCAAGUUGCAUCGGCCUUAGCAUUAUUAUUAUGGUGCUCUGCGAUGUUCUGUUUGGUAAAAUGGCACAUCAAUUUAAAUCUGACAUGGUUUAGAAAUUUCUAUGUUUUAAGCAUCUAACUUCCACAUGUGGUUGGGUGAAGUGCAAGGUAUUUUAGGGUUGUUAAGUGUUGCAGUUUGGAAAGGAUAAACUGCUCAUUUAAUUAGUAGAUAGUGUACAAUAUAGUUCAUUUUGUUGUCUUAGAUCAUGAAGAUCAUGUGUUGAAUCAUAGCUCAGUUUUUUUUUAUUAUCUGAAUUGUAUUCCAUUUGCUUUCUUUAGAAUUUCAUUAAAUUUUCUUCUGCCCAGCCAGGUUAAAGUAUUUCCUAUGGAAAAUUACCUACAAAUUCUAUUGCAGUUUUCUAAAGUAAUGGAACUGAAAACUUCUUAGAUCAGUUGCUGUCAUAUUAUGUGGAUGUUGUUAAUGCUGAAUGGUAUAAUUAACCAGUACAAUUAAUAAAAAUAUUUAGGACUUUACAUUUAUAGCUCCCCCUGUUUAGGCAGUUUCAAGUAGCAGGAAGGGAUGAGAUCCAGAUUGUUAGGCUUUGAGUGAAUUUUGCUUAUGAACAGCUAUUUAUUUAUUGUGAUGGUUGUGUGCAGAACUAACACAAAUGUAUUCAAACUAUAUUUUCUGAUGACUGUCAGACUGAAUGCCAGUAGUUUAGUAGUAAGAAUGUCCAGUGCCUAGCUGUUAAGCCCUAAAGAAAAUUGUUCUGAAAGGAGAAUGGUGUUAAUAUGUUGCAUAGAAUAAACUUCAGCUUUGUAAAAUGUCACAUUGAUAGUUCCUAAUCAGAAAUGAACUUACUGAAAAUUAUCAUGGCCAUUCUAAAGUGCAGGACCAGUUAUGUUUAAGGCCUAAUGAUCCCUUGCACAUUUGACUUCUCUGGAGUUUGAAUUUUGCUAAGAGAUCAGCAGUUAAAUUUAGGUAAGUGAUCAACAUCCUUUUUGGAAAAAGGAGAAACUUUUUCCCUUAAGUGGUACAUUACGUUGGCAGUUAUAAUUUUAUUUUCUUGUGUUCUCCUUUUGAAAUCUGAAGAAACAAAUUAAACAUGUAGAGUUUCCUGAAGAAACUAAAGCUUUAUAUAUGAUAAGCAUAUGAACUAUUUCAAUUUUAACAGUAAAUUGUAUCUGAAAUAGGACAGGUCUGUCAGUUUUGGAAACUGUUCAUGUCCUAAAAGGAAAUAAAAUGCACUUGGAAGUGUAUUGUAUAUGUUUGAUUUUCUGUGGAUGUGGAUUCAACAACCAAGAACUAGUUUUUUUUUUCCUAACUUUUGACCUAAGCUUGUACAUUGUGAAACAAUACAUUUCUUAACAAUUAUUUUGAUUUAAGUUGUUUGAAAUAAAAGGGAGCAUGGGACAUUUCCACAUGUAGGGCCAUCAAUAAGCCCUUACCAAAGCACCUUACUUUCAGUUGUGGGGUUGAACUUGCACCAGCUGCAGGCUGAUUUUUUAAAAAAAGUAGUUGGUCACUUAAGUGUUCUGGAGUUCCAACAUAAUGUACGGCAUCUAUUAAUAACCAUCUGACUUGAGGACCACAGUUGUUUGUCACAAACCAUUAAUAAAUGAUUGAUUUUUACAUUUUCAAA